Molecule: messenger RNA, 5319 nt
Organism: Epithele typhae
Lineage: Eukaryota; Fungi; Basidiomycota; Agaricomycetes; Polyporales; Epitheliaceae
Exons: 25
Coding region: 1-5319 (1772 amino acids)
Biological process (GO): transmembrane transport
Cellular component (GO): membrane
Molecular function (GO): GTP binding; GTPase activity; transmembrane transporter activity
Source: RefSeq, a predicted model, not a curated record
AUGGCCCCAAAGAACAAGGGAAAGAAGGGAAAGAAGCAGGACGACGACGACGACGACUUCUGGGAAAAGGCGGGCACGUCCGUCGCAGGCAACAAUCCCGUUGCAGACGCGGGUAACGCAUCGGAUGAGGACUUCAGCGCGCCGAAGGGCAAGGGCAAGGCCGGUGCGUCCUCUGUGUUCGCAGCCCUGGGCAUGGAGGAUGGCGAGGCCGCGGAGGAAGAUGAGGAGGGGGAUUUCGGUGGGCUGAUGUCUACGAUCAAGGCGGCGACGCAGAAGGGCAAGAAGGAUAAGAAGAAGGACAAGAAGAAGGGCGGGUUCAGUGCACUCGAGUUCGAGGAUGCCCCGGCAGGAGGCGAGGACGGCGAGGCCGCCGCACCCAAGGCGGGCGUGCAGAUGACGGCAGAUGAGAUCGCCGACGAGGAGUGGGGCCCGGUAAAGGAGAAGGGCAAGAAAGGGAAGAAAGGGAAGAAGAAGGGCAAGGCGCAGGACGAGGAGAAGGAGGACGAGGAGGAGAGGCCUGGUGAGUACUUUCCGUUGCACACGGGAGGCUUCAGCACGAGGGCUGAUUGGGAUGUAGCCGAGACGCCUGCCACUCCCGCCGAGGCGGCGCCUUCACCUGCCGUAGCGGACAAGGAGCUCGAAGAGGAUGCGGCGGAAGAUGCGGGCCCAAAAGUUCUCUCCAAAAAGGAGAAGGAGAAGCUGAAGAAGGAGAGAGAAAAGGCGAAGAAAAAGGAGCAAGCCGCUGCGAAGAAAGCUCAAGCUGGCGACAAUGAGGCAGCACCCGCACCCGCACCCGCACCUUCAGAACCAGCACCUCCCGCCCCCGCCGCAGAAGGAGAUGACGACGACGAGGGCGACGAAGCAGCCGGUGGGGGUGGAGGUGACAAAAAGAAAAAGAAGAAGAAGAAGGCGAAGAAAGACGAUGAGCCUGCACCUGCACCUGCGAAGAAGAAAGCCGGCGGUGGUAUCGGCGCACUGAAGGCGCUGAUGGAGGAGAAGAAGAGGCUGGAAGAGGAGGCGAGGAGGAGGGAAGAAGAAGAGCGGAAACGGAUAGAGGAAGAGGAGAGGAUUGCCGAGGAAGAGGCUCGCAAGAAGGAGGAAGAGAAGCAGAGGAAGAAGGAGAAGGAGAAGGCCAAGCGCGAGAUCGCGAAGAAGGAGGGCCGGUUGCUCACCAAGAAGCAGAAGGAAGAGCAGCGCGCUGUAGAGCUCCGGAAGCAGGCCCUCCUUGCCUCUGGCGUCCAGAUCGAAGGCCUACAGCAGGGUGGCAGCGGUCCGGCCCCCAAGCGCGUCGUGUACGACAACCGCAAGAAGAAAAAGGCCCCAGCCAGCGCGGCAGGAACGCAGACCAACAGCCAUCCCGGCACGCGCGAUCCCUCGCCCGUGCGCGAGGCCUCUCCUUCGCCCGCUCCGGAACCUGCCCCGGCACCCUCUGCUGCGGCUCCCGAAGCUCCUGCAUCCGAAGCGGACGACGACGUCAAGGAUGACUGGGAGGCGAGCAGCGAUGAGGAGCAGGAGAAGAAGGAAGCCGUAAAGGACUCGUGGGAUGCGGACAGCGACGAGGAGGAAAAGCACCACCGACGAAACCUGCCCCCCUCGUCCAAGGCUGCCCCUGCUCCAACGAAGGCUGCUCCCGUGAAGGGCGCGCCGGUCAAAGCGGCGAACGGUGGCGCCAAGGCUGUUCCUGCAAAAGCCACACCGGUGGCGAAGCCUGCUAAUGGAGGCGAUAAGCCCGCUACGAAGAAGGUGGAGGAGGAGGAGGAAUCGUCAGAAGAAGAGUCCUCGGACGAAGACGACGAGGACGAGGACUCAUCCGACGAGGACAGCUCAGAGGAGGAUAGCGACGACGGCCUGACCCAAACCCAGAAGAUGGCGGCGCAGCGUAAGGCGGAGGCGGCAGCGCGCCGGCAAGCGGCCCAUGAGAAGGCGUUGGCGGAGCGGAACAAGGACGACCUCCGGAGUCCGAUUUGCUGUAUCCUGGGACACGUCGACACGGGAAAGACGAAGCUUCUCGAUAAGAUUCGGCAGACGAACGUGCAGGAGGGAGAAGCGGGUGGUAUUACGCAGCAGAUUGGUGCGACGUACUUCCCAGUGGAUGCCAUCAAGACGAAGACGGCCGUCAUGAACAGGGACGGCUCGCAGGAGUACAAGAUCCCCGGUCUCUUGGUUAUCGACACUCCCGGACACGAGUCGUUCACCAACUUGCGUACCCGUGGUAGCUCUCUCUGUAACAUCGCCAUCCUUGUCGUCGACAUCAUGCAUGGUCUCGAGCCCCAAACGCUUGAGUCUCUCCGCCUCCUCCGUGACCGCAAGACGCCGUUCAUAGUUGCCCUUAACAAGAUCGACCGUAUCUACGGUUGGGAUGCGACGCCUGACAACGACUUCCGGAGCUCCCUCGCGAAGCAGAACCAGGGCGUGCAGCGCCAGUUCGAAGACAUGUCCAAAAAGAUCAUUCUCGCGUUCGCCGAGCAGGGUCUCAACGCCGUGCUCUACUACGAGAACAAGAACUUCGCGCGCAACGUCUCGAUUGUGCCCACCUCGGCCAUAACUGGCGAGGGUGUGCCAGACAUGAUCAUGCUCCUUGUCAACCUGACGCAGCAGCGCAUGAGCGACCGGCUGAUGUACAUCGCCGAGCUCGAAUGUACGGUGCUCGAGGUCAAGGUCAUCGAAGGUCUGGGUACGACCAUCGAUGUCGUCUUGUCGAACGGUUAUUUGCACGAAGGAGACAAGAUCGUGAUUUGCGGUCUCAACGGGCCCAUCGUCACUCAAGUCCGUGCAUUGCUCACACCGCAGCCUCUCCGUGAGCUGCGUAUCAAGUCUGCAUACGUCCACCACAAAUCAGUUAAGGCCGCGCUCGGUAUCAAGAUUGUCGCCCCCGACCUCGACAAGGCCAUUGCCGGCUCGCGUCUGCUCGUGUGCGGGCCCGACGACGACGAAGAUGACCUGACGGACGAGGUCAUGUCCGACCUAACCACGCUGCUCAACUCCAUCGACAAGUCCGGGCGCGGUGUGUGCGUGCAGGCGAGCACGCUCGGGUCACUCGAGGCCUUGCUCGACUUCCUCAAGUCGUCCAAGAUCCCCGUGUCUGGAAUCAACAUCGGCCCCGUGCACAAGAAGGACAUCAUGCGCGCGUCGACCAUGCUGGAGAAGGCGAAGGAGCUCGCGUGUAUCCUGUGCUUCGACGUCACUGUCGACAAGGAGGCGGAGAAGUUGGCAGAGGAAAUGGGCAUCAGGCUAUUCAGGGCCGACAUCAUUUACCAUCUCUUCGAUGCGUUCACUGCGUACAACCAGGAGAUCAUGGAGGCGAAGCGGAAGGACGCCGCGCCGCAGGCCGUGUGGCCGUGUCGUCUCAAGACUAUCGCCUGUUUCGCGAAGCGCGACCCGAUCAUUCUGGGUGUGGACAUUCUCGAUGGCACAUUGCGUGUCGUUGACCCGGAGACGAACAAGAAGGAGAUCAUCGACCUUGGCAAGAUCACCUCGUUAGAGAUCAACCACAAAUCCUUAGAGAUUGUCAAGAAGACCCAGGCCGGUGGUGGUGUCGCGGUCAAGAUCGAGCAUGCGGUAUACCAGUCAGCGAAGAUGUUCGGCAGGCAUUUCGACGAAAAGGACGAGCUCUACUCGCACAUCACACGACAGAGUAUUGACGUCCUGAAGUCUUCGUUCAAGACUGACGUCACGAAUGAAGAGUGGCUGCUCAUCAAGGCGCUCAAGCCUGCCACCGUCACGCCCGCCGCGGCUUUCGACGCCGAAAGUUCUUCCGUCGCCGGUCUCGAUGAAGACGAGCUCAAACUGCGCAAGCUCGGAUACAAGCAGCAACUGCACAGAAGUUGGCACUUCGUCGAAAGUUUUGCGGCAAGCUUUGUCGCGAUGAACUUCAUCGGCGGCGUUCGAUCCGGUUUCUUCCUCGGCCUGCUCGCCGGCGGUCCUGCUGCCAUCUGGUCGUCAUACAUCAUCUCGAUGAUAUUUAUGUUCAUCACCGCGGCGGUCCUCGCGGAGAUCUGCUCUGCGCUCCCCCUCAGCGGUUCGAUUUAUAUCUGGUCUGCUGAAAGUGCGGGUCCGAAGUAUGCUCGCUUCUUCGGGUUCGUCGUCGCAUGGUGGUCGUGCACCGCUUGGAUGACCUUUGCAGCCGGAAAUUGUCAGACAACCGCGAAUUAUAUCGUGUCCCAGCUUGCCGUGUGGGAGAUUGAUUUUCCUGGGGGCGUUAGCAAUGACAACAUCAAGUGGCGAGCCCUCAUUUGGGCGGUGUCCGAAGGCAUCCUCAUGGUGUCCAUUGCUAUCAACUAUCUGCCUCCUAGGUUGUACUCCGCGGUCUUCAAGCUCUCAAUGGCCAUCUACGCUCUCGACUUCCUGCUCUGCGUCACAUGGCUGCCGAUCGGGGUUUCGAGGACGUACGGUUUCCGCUCCGCCAAAGAAGUGUUUACGAUGACCAACAAUGGCACGGGUGCGCCCGCAGGAUGGAACUGGAUCCUUUCCUUCUUGUUCACCGCCGGUACCAUGAUCGGUUUCGAUGCCUCCGGACAUGUUGCCGAAGAGACCAAGAACGCCAGUGUGGUUGCAGGACGCGGGAUCAUCACCAGCGUGAUCGCCACAGGCGUUAUGGGAUUCGUGACCACGAUCCUCUUCUUGUUCUGCACACCCGACCUGGACGACACGCUGUUCACCGCCCCUCAACCUUUCGUCCAGAUCUAUGCGCUCGCCCUCGGCAAGGGAGGAAGCGUCGUCAUGACUGCCAUUGCCUCUCUUGGUCUCAUCCUGAGUACCAGUGUCGCCAUUGUGGCUGCCUCCAGGCUAAUAUUCGCCGUUGCACGUGAUGGCCGUGUCGACAGCGCAAAGCAACCUCGCAAUGCGGUUACCGUGAUGUUCAUCUUCGGCGCUGCCAUCCUGUGCACUAUCCUACCCAGUCAGGUCGCAUUCACGUCCCUCAUCUCUGCUGGAGGCAUUCCUACGACGGCCGCGUACGGCUUGAUCGCUCUCCUCCGGCUCACGAUGACACCCAACGACUUUAAGGGGUCGCAUUUCUUCCUGGGUCGCUGGCGCACGCCAUUCUACGUUUCGACCGUGCUUUUCAACGCGCUAAUCUUCGCGGUCCAAGUCUCGCCUUUCUCCUUCCCCGUGACUGCCGAAACGUUCAACUUUGCCGGAGUGAUCCUCGGAGCAGUUACCAUCUUUGGUAUCGCUAGCUGGUACUUUGUCCCGGAGGAGAAGUGGCUUCGCCGCGAGCAGGUGAUGCGGCAGCUGCGCGUGGCCGAUGAACCUCUGUCUGGCGAAGAACCUUUCGGGACGGUUUCGACUCAAGGUUCCGCUUUGAAGCACGAUGACUAG